CGGGAGGCACAGGGAGCAGCAGCCAAUCAGUUUUCGCCUUGCAGGCCACCGCACGUGAGUCGAGCUCGCAAGGCCUUGUGGCCCCGGCCUUACAACCGCGACAGCCCUACUACAUUACUACGACCGGCGUGCCGGCAAUACUACAACAACGGGCUACGCUUACACACACAUACACCCACACCCAGGCUGUUGCUCACGAUCUGCUCGCAACUCCCUCAGCCAGACUACCCGAUCCAGCAUCCCUUUUCCCCAAACCUCCCCAAACCCUCGUCUGACGCCGUGUUCGCGUGCGUGCGUGCGUGUGUGUCUGCUAACCUGGUUGGGCUUCGAUCCGUGUCGCCAUUCUGGGUGGUCAGGGCUGCAGCGUGCAGCACGGCACGAUGGUGCGGCGGACACCAGCAGCAGCAGCAGCAGCGGGCGGCUGGCGGUGAAACGUGCGUUUGUUGUGGUGGCGAAGCGGCCGCACCACGUGCUUUGCUCAGCAGCUGUUGCCGCUGCUGCACGGCGCAUGCUGCUCCGCGCUGGACUGUCCUUGUGCCAACAGCACGCUUGGAUGUCGAGUCGCCAUGAAACUGCGACAACGGCUGUCUGGAGUAGUGUGAGUCUUCAGGUCGACGAGGGCUGGAAGAUGGUGCUGCGCUCGGUUCCUAAGCCAUUUCUGUGGACCAAGAGCUUGGUGUAGACUUUCACUACCAAACGGUUACUCCAUACCCGAGGACUGACACGGCAGGUCCGCUAGGAGUACAGCAGUGUCGCUGGCAAGUUCCACGCUUACAUCCAAAACCUCUUCGGCUGGUUUGGUGCUGGAAAGGAACCUGACAUGUGCUUGCUAUCGUCACAGCUGACACUUUGUCACGGACAGUCUUGACUACUGUGCUGCUGCCGUGGAGUCUCAUCAAAAUGGAAGGAAGCCUUCUGCGGUGCUUGUGAGGAUAACUCGUUUGCAAUACCCUUUGAUGGUAGGAAGUGAUUUUUAAAAAAAUUAUUAUUCGCAUAGUUUUUGUUUGCUUGGGUUGCUACUCUACGAGCGUGUGACUGCUCAUGUAACACCUUUAUUUCACUAGACCAUUAUUUUCGUUUUUAAAUACAACGCCGUCCUAGCAGAGGAGGUUACUCGCUCCCCUGUCUGUUCCUAGUCUCCACCACAUAACUGAAAUCGUGACGUCAGCACAGGAUGAUCCCCAUGCUCCCCAUCAUCUACCCACCUGUCACAAACUUCUUAACCCGGCUCACCCACCUUGUCAGCUGAUCAUCCACCUCUACCGACCGGGCACCCGAGUGGCAGAAUUCUUUUUUCGUCGUGGUGGAUUCCCUCCCCUGGUAUUGCUCAAGACCUGAGCACGUGCGCACGCGGCCUGCGGUACAGACGGAGUGAUAAUGCACGGCCCCACACACCACUUCCCCUGUCGUCAGUCAUCGCACAUCGAAGAGGCUGAAAGACCCGCAAUCGUUGAAGGUUGAUAAUCUGCUGACUGCGUGCGUAUACUUGUGGAAUUCCAGACUACUGCUGCUUCAAGAGGAGUUUGAUCUUGGAGGAAGAAGCUCCAAACAAGUUCACGAAUUUUAUACUUGGCGGAAUGCUUGUCACAGUUCACCAAAGUCGAGAAACUGUGUCCAUCGGAGGAAAAGUCGACGACUAGUAAACUAAGUUUCAACUCGAGCUUUUCUCAAAGGCAAACCCUAAAAAAUAUGCUCACCUGCAGACAACCAUGCUGCUAAUAUGCUUUUUAUUUGGAUAGUAACACCCGAAUACAUUCUUAAUAUUGUGAGAUAGGCGUGGUGUUGUAUGCAUGAACACAAAAAUCAACAUUUUCUUUGCAACCUAAUUGCUACAAAUGAAUGCUAUUGAGGGUGUGGUAGGCUGGUUUCAUGAAAUUUGAUUUCAAGAGACGUUUGUUUCUUACACCAUACUUCUACGGAAUUGUCAUGGGAACUUCUUCUGGCUUAUGUGGUCACGCAGAAAGUCAGUGUGCCAAAGGUAUUGUCAAAACGCUUUAUACACCUAUCUUUGUGAAAUAAUUUUUAGCACCUCUGGAAAUGUUUAGACUCUAGAAGAAGCGCAGAAAAAUUGAUGAGCCUUAAACCCACCCGCAAUUUUAUUCGGCAGCUGUAGCAAAGACAGUGUAAGUCUGUUGAUGUUUGUCUACGAUCUGAGUCCAAGUAUCACAACAAAGUUUGGCUGUGUCAAAGACAUUGUUUUCAUGUCGAUCGUAACAUUUUGACCACGCUGGCGAAAUCAGCAUCAAAGGCUUUGCUGAGGUCGGGAGUUCAGGAGGAGUCGAAGAGUCCGCAUGAGGUCGGCGAGGAAGGACGCAAUGCGUUCAGCAGCCGAGGGCUAGUCGAGAAAAAGCGUGGCUUGAGUGUCGCGAGGGAGAUAUGAAGAAACAAAACGUUCGUACUCUUUCACUCAUCGUCUGCACCUUUACUUACCUGCUUGUCGGAGCCGCUGUCUUUGAUGCCCUGGAGUCGGAAUUCGAAACGGAGAAUCACAAAAUCCUUCUGCAGAAGGAGGAGAUAUACAAGAGUCGUUACAACAUUACGGACCACGACUUUGAAGACCUGAGGCGGAAUAUGAUUAAACUUGUCCCGUAUAAAGCGGGCACGCAGUGGAAGUUCGCUGGAGCCUUUUACUUCGCGCUGACAGUGAUUACUACAAUAGGGUACGGACACAGCACACCCCAGACGGUCGGGGGCAAGAUCUUCUGCAUGAUCUACGCCAUCUCCGGCAUCCCGCUGUGCAUCGUCAUGUUCCAGAGCGUGGGCGAGCGCCUCAACACCUUCGUCACCUUCCUGCUCAAGCAGAUCAAGAAGUGUUUCAAGAUGAAGAACACGGAGGUGUCCCAGACGAACCUCAUCCUCAUCGCCAUCAAUCUCUCCACCAUUGUCCUCACCACAGGCGCCGCAGCCUUCUCCCAUUAUGAGGGCUGGGCCUACAUCGACGCCUUCUACUACUGCUUCAUCACCCUGACGACCAUCGGCUUCGGGGACUUCGUGGCGCUGCAGCAGAACGACAUGCUGACCAAGCAGCCCGACUACGUGGCCUUCAGCCUCAUCUUCAUCCUCUUCGGUCUGACGGUCAUCUCCGCCGCCAUGAACCUCCUCAUCCUGCGCUUCCUCACCAUGAACACCGUCGACGAGCGGCGCGAGGAGAUGGAGGCGGCGGCAGCGGCGCGCGGCGCGGUGCGGUUGGAGGGUGACGUCAUCACGGGACAGGCCAAUGGCAACGUGGUGUCCGGCGCGCAGGAGACACCCGAGUACAACGACCUGGUGUCCGUGUGCUCCUGCUCUUGCUACAACCUGCGCGCCGGGCGCAACAAGCCGCGCUACUCGGUGACGAGGGCGCCAGGGAAGAUCGCGCACCUGCUGCCGAUGUCGCAGACGGCGGGGGCCAGCAACCGGGAGGACACCAUUAGCAACACGGAGGACAGUGCCUCGUUCCUGGCCUGGCAACAGCAGAUGAGCUCAAAACGCGCCUCUAUAUGACUUUGCGGGUGGUUUCGAGUCUGUGGUCUUGUCUGCUGGGCACACCCGCAUUGCCGGUUAGGGUGGAUGCGAAAAAAAGUAUAUAUAAAUACAUGAAGUGCGUACAUGGGGGUCGGCACUUCCGGCUGCGUGUUUGUCAACGAUUGUUCUGUGUGCGGCGUGCCUGUUGGUGAAUAGGAUUUUUAUCUUCGUGGUGAGCCAAGGUGGAGAAGAGAAAUGUCCACCAAAGUCACAGGCUGUUUGUGUGAAUAACGACUCAGAGAAAAAUAUUAAACACGUUUCAGGUGUCUACGGAGAGCCUGCUUCCACUCCGAAAUUUUUUUUUUCCUCCAAGGAUCUCACUUGCAGAGAGAGAGCUCCUCGUUACACUGUGUUUAUUUGUUUGUUUGUUGCAUGCUAAUUUCAUUAGUUUCUUAAUUUAUGUCUUUAUGAGGCAAUGCGUUUCUUUCUUAAUUUAUUUCUUUGGAGUGAAUUCUGGAAUCUCUUGCCUGGUGAUACUGGAACCUUAAUUCGUCUUUGUCAUUCCCAAGUGAAUUACUUCCCCUUGCCGACCCCAUGUUUUGUCCGCAAGUGCUAUUAUCUUUGUCUUUGUUAACGUUCUCCGUUAGAAGGCAGAGGACGAUGUCGAUGUGCGUUAGCAAUGCGAGGGAAAGGGGGAAAAGUAAUAACUGAGCUUCCAGCAUUGGUGUGGAGCAUCAUGGAAAGGUUUCCCUCAGUCGGAAACACGAGUGGGAAGGUCACUCUCAGGUUGUGAAUAUCUCCUAGCUCGAAUCCCUGGAGUUCGAAUCCCCGACGGUUUUGCAUCACUCUUCUUGCAGCAGCCUGGAUUGAGCACAAGGCUCCAAAGAAGUGAGAGUGUUCUAGAGUCUUUGUUGAGGGGAUGACAUUUUGCGUCCACAGACCUCGCAGAGUCCCUCCCUAACUGCUAGAUCGAUCAGCAAUCGAGCGAUCAUAGCUUCUCCUUCAUGACAUCGUCAGAGAUGUCUUCUUCCACCUAGUGAGAGUCUGGCGUUGAAGUACAGCUACAGGAUGAGCAACAAGUCCUCGUCCCAAGACACCGGAAGUACCGUUGUUGCACCUACUUUGUAUCGUUUGAGCUCACACGAUGUGGCUGUCCCAGACGGUGCCUGUGUUCCGGGUGAUUGAUUCUGCAUGCAGUUAUCCACGGUGCUAGAUCCUACAGGGCCAACAGGGAAUUUUGCACUGUUAUUUUUCAUCUGCGUGUGUUAUCCUUGUGGCCAUUUUCACUUUCAUCUUUUAUUAUUAUUGUUUAUCUGUUUGGUGCACAUGGAUGGGCAGAAAGGAUUUAAGCAUUAGCUGGUGAUGCUGUUAGUGAUUCGAGUAUCACAGGAUCUAAGCAACAUGAGGUUGCAGGACGA
This is a messenger RNA of Pomacea canaliculata, 4862 nucleotides long. RefSeq names its product two pore potassium channel protein sup-9-like. Gene Ontology annotation, molecular function: potassium ion leak channel activity. The transcript has 4 exons. Lineage: Eukaryota; Metazoa; Mollusca; Gastropoda; Architaenioglossa; Ampullariidae. Gene Ontology annotation, cellular component: membrane. Bases 2377 to 3483 code for a protein of 368 amino acids. The record is from RefSeq and is a predicted model, not a curated record. Gene Ontology annotation, biological process: potassium ion transmembrane transport; stabilization of membrane potential.